Drosophila bipectinata is the source of this 1147-nucleotide messenger RNA. RefSeq lists its product as uncharacterized. The record is from RefSeq and is a predicted model, not a curated record. Lineage: Eukaryota; Metazoa; Arthropoda; Insecta; Diptera; Drosophilidae.
AUGCGGGGCUGGGUGUUGAUCUUAUUCUCUUUGGAACUCAUCCAUUUGGUGGUUCCUCAAGUGGAGUUCAAUCAUACGAAACUUAAUCAUGCAGUGGAUCGGGUAUUUUCAAGGCGAAAGCGUUUUGUUCUGUUUCCUCCGGGCUCCAACUUAAAGUUUACGGGACAACUCAGCAAAGGUCUCAUCUCGGCCUAUCCAAAAGGUGUAUCCAUGAAUAUUGAGCAGGCCUGCUACUACCCAGUGCCCUCCAAAAGGGAGGACGUCUAUCCAAAACGAUACCGCCAAAGAACAACUACCACGGAGAAGCCAAAAACCACAACAGAACCCACCUAUGUUUGGAUACCAGGAACCAAUUGGCGUUUUAAAGCCACUCCCGUUAAGAAGCCAAAUCCGAUAAGACUACACAGUCGCAUAGAUGAGAGACCCCACAUAUCCUCGUAUUCCGAUCCUGCUAAAUGGGCCCAUUGGUCCAAAUACGGCCAGCGUUAUGAAAACUGGUCAUCAGCAAAUAAAAACUAUCAGACAUACAGCCAACCUGGAAAAUGGACCAAAUGGGCAACAAAGUCCCCCCAGUGGGCAAAGUAUGCCAGUUAUCCAAAUCGCUGGCAGAGAUCGGUGGAUGGUGAGUACUUCGAUCCUGAGGUGGAGCCUUAUGCGGAUGUGAGGUCUUCGAAUUCACUUAGCUAUGAGGAACCUUUUGAUCCCGACAUGACUCCUCAUCACCCUCCUCACUAUCCGGAGCUUGGUCAUGUUGAUGACUGGCGGCACUACAACGGACACAGAGAUCGUCGGCAGCUAUUCGAACAUUUUGAAGGAUUUAGUAAUAUUUUGGGCAUCGAUGGCAAGGCCUGUGUUUUGAGAGCUAUUUGCGAUAGCAAGCGACUGCUUUUGCCCAAAGGAUAUUCGAUGCUCCAGGAUAUAGUGCGGCUGGUUUUUACAUUCCCCACCAUAACCGGCGUCGAGGAUGACUACUCCCGCAUCAUGAAAAUGGACGCGGACGAUUGCGACCUGCACUUCCGCGAUUCGUGUAAGCUCAAUAUUUUAGCUUGGCUGCUGGGAGGCAAAUGGAACUGAAUAAAACUCAUUACAAUGGACUUGGGAUGUGGGGGUUUAUUGUAUGAACUGCGCGGCCCACAUGGACUGUUUG